AUGUUCAAAAACACGUUUCAAUCAGGCUUCUUGUCGAUACUGUACAGCAUAGGCAGCAAACCGCUGCAAAUAUGGGACAAAAAAGUUCGCAACGGCCACAUUAAGCGUAUAACCGACCAAGACAUCCAAUCGCUUGUUUUGGAGAUUAUUGGAACAAACGUUAGCACAACAUACAUCACAUGCCCGGCCGAUCCGAAAAAGACCCUCGGCAUCAAGCUACCGUUUCUGGUGAUGAUCAUCAAAAACUUGAAGAAAUACUUCACCUUCGAAGUGCAGGUCCUGGAUGACAAAAACGUGCGCCGGCGGUUUCGUGCCAGCAAUUACCAGUCGACGACUCGCGUGAAGCCGUUUAUCUGCACGAUGCCCAUGAGGCUAGACGAGGGCUGGAACCAGAUUCAGUUCAAUCUGUCGGAUUUCACACGGCGCGCCUACGGAACCAACUAUGUGGAAACGUUGCGCGUGCAAAUACACGCCAACUGCCGAAUACGGCGCGUGUACUUUUCCGAUCGCCUCUACUCCGAAGACGAACUGCCGGCAGAGUUCAAGCUGUUCCUGCCAAUACAGAAACCGCAGUCGAAGGCGAUUGCACAGCAGGCCUGCUAACUGUUCUAGGAAAACACAAACUCGUUGCUCGCCCCGGGCAGCGCAGAAGAACUGAGUCCGUGAAAUGGUGCGUCUGAUAUACCACGCUAUUAAUUGUGUUUUGAAACAUUUCUCAUUCUUUUGAAUCGGUUUUCGGCAGUUUCUCGGCAGGUGCAAGAACCGCACACGAUCAAAAGUGUCCUUAAAAUGUAGCUAAGCCAACGCAAAGCAGUGUAGCUCCUUUGGAUUUUCUCCUCUUUAUAGGUUGCAGUAAACUAAAAGCGAAUGAAAUGAGCUCAAAUUCAACAAAUUGUUUGAUUAACACGCUGGAUAAUAAAUAUUGCAAGCACCUAGUCUAAGAAUGUAUAUAAUUUUUACCAAAAACAAUACUUAAUAGUGCUAAGUCGCAUCUCAGUGUCAUACGGUCACGCACAGAAUUUUGAAGACGCGUGAGCGUCUGCAGUACGAUGAGAUCAAUAGGAUGAUUUUUUUAAGUGCGUGUGUUUAGUUUUCUUCCUCUGCAAAUACAUCGUGUGUAAAUCAUUUCUGUCACACCAGUUCCUGCGAGCUGGUCGUAGUUAUUAGAACUUAGCUUAUU
Molecule: messenger RNA, 1180 nt
Organism: Anopheles cruzii
Lineage: Eukaryota; Metazoa; Arthropoda; Insecta; Diptera; Culicidae
Gene: Bug22
Product: cilia- and flagella-associated protein 20
Exons: 2
Coding region: 1-603 (200 amino acids)
Biological process (GO): positive regulation of cell motility; regulation of cilium beat frequency involved in ciliary motility; cilium assembly
Cellular component (GO): motile cilium; ciliary basal body
Source: RefSeq, a predicted model, not a curated record